UUCAGACUAGCGCUCGAAUGCCGUCGUGGGAGCCGUGCGCACGAAAAACUCCUUUAUAUAGUAUGUUCAACUUCAAGCUUCAUUAUGCGCGAACGAUCUUUCCGCGCUUUUAAACCAGUCUCUCGCGGGAUAUUUCGAGCGCACCGGGAUCGCACCUGGAAAUUCGAAAUACUCGCGUUGAUUGCGGCGUAUUGAAUCAAAGGGAUAAUCAAAACAUAAAAUGCUUGCCAUCCGGGGCGUGCCUCGCGACUAAAUACCAAAAUCCCGUCCGUCGCGUUCCACGAACAAUCGGCGAAAUUGCUUCAGAGCCGGGCGCCGCAUAGUCGUCAUUUCAAUCCGACCGCUCGCAUAACGCACUGAUUCCCCGCAUCUAUCCACUCGGUUCUAAAAAAUUCUGAUUCACCCGUAGGCGCCAUCGGCAUUGGACAGUACAGCGGAACGUUCGUCCACUCGAAGAAUCAAAACAUCAGCCGGUUCGAGUAGAUACAGCUCACUCGGUCGUGCGGUAUACGUGCACGUAUAGUCCCCCCGAGAACACGCAUUAGUCGGCGGGUGAGUCGAGAAAUAGAAGUCGUGGAGGGGAUACGGCCGGCUGCAUCGGGGGGACGAAAAAGAGACACACGGAGAAUGACGAAGCCUGAGAGUGUAAGGCGCUUGGUGGGAGAAGGGUCACGACGAUAGUAGGCCCGUGGCGCACAUGUAUUUCCAACCUCUUUCCCGCGUGUAGGCGUCGCUCGCACGCACAAAGAGAGAGAAAGAGAGGGAAAGAGAGCACGCGUUCGACUCACGACUCGUGCGUGCGUCUAUAUCGCGCGGCGGGCCGAUGAAAACCGAGCCUGCGUCCGUGUCUUUGGUUUUCGUUAGUUUCGCGUUAGCCGGCCGGGACGGCGCAUCGCAUCUUUCUCCUCUCCCGCGAGGAAAAGAUAAAACUGACGUUUUUAUUUCCGCGCGCGGUGCGGCCACGCGACAGUGAUACAUCGCGCCUCGAGACUCGCCGCGGGCAAACUUUGUCGCUGAUCCCGCGAGGCGCGGAUUUGCGCGAAAAUCUGCGGGGCAAAGUUGCGAGAACUCGCGCCCGCCGGCAAAUAAGACGGCUGGCAUUCAUCCGAGUGUCUGCAGUGUGUACGUUCGUUGCUCCUAUAAUACCGAUGUGAAAAGUGCGCACCGGCUUCAGUGGAUGCGUUUACGCAAGUGGCCUAUCGUUGAUUACACAUUGUGCUACGGUAUAAAUGUGCGAAUUUUCGUGAGCUCUGUAUCGUGUCGAACAUCGUUUAAAAGACGCUCGGCGGAGGUUUUCACGGAGAGAAGCAGCGGGACAAAGGCCUGCCUUGACUUCUUGGGAGGUCCGCGCCGGGCAAAAAAAAGAAGCUCCGCGGCGGCUCGUUUGGCAAUCAAAAGAGGGACGCAAUAACGAGAGCACGCACACGUGUGCGCGGCGAUCGACUUCGCAAAAGUGUCGGCUCUCAAAAGCAACUGCUACACCGCGGAUACACCAGUCCAGAGGCGUCGCAUUAGCUCUGCGCAGUUUAGCAAAAGAGUGGGCUAUACACAGCCGGUGAGUCGCCGAUCAAAAGAGCGUCGCGAGUGCCGGACGUGAAAAGCCGCGACGCUUGAAUGACACACACGCGCACACAUACACACUUUGCGUCGUUUAUUUUCCAGUGGCUUUUUUCACCCAGCUGGGCCCCGAUGAAGAGCAGCGGCUUGUUUGCGCAUCGGCCUCGAGGGUAAAAGCUGCGAAAGCGGCAAAAAACUCAGCGGAUCCGCUGAUGCCGGAGGCGAAGCGAGAUCGCCUGCGCUGCGGGACGAUUUGGCGGUCGAGUCGCGUACGACGACACAGGGCCACGUGUCAGCAGUGACACCUCUCUAAGGAUACGCGCAGCAGCUUGCACGCAGUCACACGUAUAUAACCAUCAGGGACGAGAUGCCGGGCUUCCAGAAGAAAAUGCAACGCACGUCGCGCUUGCUGUUUCUCUCGAGUCUGCUGACGCUGCUGACGGCUGCGGCCGGAAGGACCGGAGGUGUAGCCGACAGCCAGAACAAAGCUGCCAAGCAGAUAUGGGCGAUUCCAGGUGAAGACAUCGAGCUGCCCUGUGACCUGACGCCCAGUAAGAGAAACGACACGGUGAACAUGGUGUUGUGGUUCAAGGACGAUGGUGGAAUACCUCUAUACAAUUUGGACGCACGGAACGUCGGAGGAGACCUGUACAAAGCCGUUCAUUGGACCAUGAGCGGAAGCCUCGGAAAUCGAACGUAUUUCCAGGUAGACGAGGGGAACCUGGCCUCGGCCAGACUGAAAGUCAAAGCUGUCGCUUACGAGGACCAGGGAGUAUUCCGAUGCCGGGUCGACUUCGACAAGUCGCCUACCCACAACUUCCUCGUCAACCUCACGCUAAUAGAGCAGCCGACUAAGCCCGUAAUUUACGAUGCACAAGGCAGGGAAGUGACAGGAGUGGGUGGACCGUUUCUCGAAGGUUAUGACCUUCUCUUGACUUGUCAAGUAUCCGGUGGAAAGCCACGUCCGAGGGUGAGCUGGUGGCAAGGCGACGUACUGCUGGACGACGUUAUGGAGACGCCGCUGGUGAGCGGCUCGGCGAGCAAGUUUACGGAGAAUCGUUUAUUCAUCGGCCGAGUCACGAGAUCUUUAUGGGGCGCGAAGCUCGAGUGCCGAGCUGAAUCCAGCGCGCAGGAGAAAUCAAAGAUGGUCGUGAGGAAGGUGCCGCUGGACAUUUAUCUGAAGCCGGCCGUGGUGAACAUUGUCCUGGCCGAAGAUGAGAUUUACGCUGGCCGAGCGGUGAGCGCCCGCUGCGAGACUUGGGGAAGUUCCCCGGCGGCGCGCAUCGUCUGGCGACUGGCCGGCCUCGUUAUCCGCGAGUCCAGCCUAACGACCGAGCAGCGCAGCAACUUCACCGCCAGCAAGCUGGCCCUUGUCCUCGACAAGGACGACGACGGCAAGGAGCUGACCUGUCGCGCGGAAAAUCCACGCUUCCCCGGGGGAGUUCUUGAGAGAACCAAAGUCCUCAGGGUCCUUUACGGGCCGAGCGCCUCGGUCGAGCUGGCGAUCGGUUUCAACAUGGAAACCCUCAGGGAGGGCGACGACGUCAAGUUCGUCUGCAAUUACCGGAGUAAUCCAGAGCCAAGCAGCAUCGAGUGGUUCCAUAACAACAAGCGACUGGAGCACGACGUCGAAGCCGGAGUUCUCCUGGCUUCCAGCACUUUGACUCUGCGGGUACUGACACUGGCUCACAGCGGGGCUUACUCCUGCCUAGUGAGAAACUCCAUGGGCGAAAUUCGAAGCGAAGCCCUGGCCAUCCACAUGAAGUAUGCUCCCAGGUGCAGGCCAGGUCACGAACGGCAGGACGUGGUGGCGGCGCGCGACGAGCUGCUGAGGCUGCGAUGCGAAGUCGAGGCCGAUCCGCGCGACAGCAUGCGCUACUCGUGGACGAGGAACAGCAGUCUGGGCGACGUCUUCGCGGUGUCCCAUCCACGACCGUUGAGCAGCCAGCUGGAGUACCGACCGAGCGCCGACGAGGAUUUCGGCACGUUGGCCUGCUGGGCCAGCAACAGCGUCGGCCGGCAGAAAAGCCCUUGCAUAUUCAACGUUCUCCCAGCUAAACCGCCACAGAAGCCAGUGGACUGCAGCCUGCGCAACGAGAGCAGCGCCAUGGAGGUGAACUGCAUUCCGGGAGCGAACGGCGGACUACCUCAGCACUUCGUGAUCGAGGUCCACAGCAGCUCGGAGAGCUCGGGCCUGAUGCAGCAGAUCCCUCAGAGCGACCAGGGCGCAGCCGGGCAGGCAUCGGCAGCGAUGGCAACCUCAACGAGUCCGGCCGUCUACCAGGAUCGCAACGAGGAGCCGAGCUUCCAGCUCUAUGGCCUCAUGCCGGGCUACGACUACACGAUCGCGGUCUUCGCCGAAAACAGCCAGGGUCGAAGCCUGCCCGUGCUCAUCGAGAACAUCCGAGUGGCGGAGUUCAGUCAGAUUAGGAGGCCGACCGACAGCCACUUCCUUGGAGACCUGGCGAGCGUCCUACCGCAGCCGGCCAACGUCGAGACGGCCUUCAUUGUCAUCGGACUGAUAAUCGCAGUGGCGCUGAUUCUGGUGGGAAUCGGCGUUGCGAUAGGGCUGGUGAUUUGCCGCAGACGAGGAGCGAGUCAACCGGCGCAAGAGAGCCUCGACGACUUCACCACACCGACGUACAUCUCCGCUCAGAGGAUCGAGCCGAGGAUCAGAUACGGCUCCGAGAGGCGGAGAUCGCAGCGAACCAGUCUCUACAUGGAGGAGAGUCGAAACGAGCCGGAUUUGCUGCAGCAGGUCGACCUCGAUAUUCAGCACUGAAUCGGACUUGACGAGGAUUACAACUUUUUUACAAAGAAUGAAGGCUUCAUUGUACAGUUCAACGUCUGUGCGAUGCUGUACAGCAUCUGAACUGUUCUAUAAUCGAAGCCAGUACCUAACUAUGUAUAUAAGCACAAUUGUUGACCGGAGCUGCGUAUUUUGUACUUUUAAUCGUUGAUCUGUUUGUAAAAAUGAUCGAGUGUUUUAUAAAUAACCGGGAAAAGUUUAUCAGGCACUCGCCAACGUCAAUCGUUUAAAACUAUUGCCGUUGCAUUUGUUCUCCAUUCAUCAUGUGUAUUAUUUCACAAACUUUAGAAAUAAGUCAUCGUAUGCCUUUAUAGAUUUAAGCUGCAAUUGUAAAAUAACAUAUGAAAUAUACGAAAGGGCCGGGAUCACAAAUAUUAUAUAGAUGAAUCGAGAAUAAGCGAAAAAUAUUUUAUAGCAGAAGUUAUAUAACUUUCUAUCAAUACGGUUCGUAGCGUUAGAUUUAUUACGCUCGGUAUAAUCGAUCACUUCUAUUUUAUACAUGACUGGAGACGAUCGCCGCCGAAAAUCUAUUCGCGUUAGUGUCAGGAAAGAGGCCAAAUGUAGAGUUAUCUUCAUUGAACUUUCUACGGAAUCCGACAUGCAUUUUGUUCGAUAAUAGUAAGUCAGCAAUAUGUCGAAUUGAAUAUCGUUUACUCUAAGUUAUUAUUCCAAAGAACUUUGAAAACUCUUUUUGCAUUUUAUUUUUUGUGUAGCGUGUGAGUUGUGUAACUGUUUUACAGUUAAAAAAGGAAAAAGGCCGUAAAAAGGUACUAAAUUGCAUACUAACUCAGAGAUUACUGUAAAUACAAAAAAUUUUAUUGCGUUUUUCUCCAAGCGAAAAAAUAUCGAAAUAACAGAAAUUCGUUAUUCUAUUCAACGCUUAUUCAAUAAUUGAAAAAAUAUGCAAAAAUGGAAACUGCGAACGUUCCGUAACGAUAUCUGCGUGGAUUCCAUUACCAAGUCAUAAAUGUAAAUAUUUCGAUUCCGUUCUCACGCGCAGCGUUUUUGUUUGGAGUUUAUAAUCCACCGCACCGAUAAUAUCAUUUACUCGCUGCGUCCGAGACCUGCAAAAAUGUAAAUUACCGUCGCCAGAGGCCUUUAUAUGCAUGCGUAAGCACCGGGCUGCGCAACCAUUUGUUGCAUAAUUAUGUAAAAAAAAACGGACGAACGAACGCACAUAAAUGUGAGCUCGAGCUCGCUGAGAGCUUUUUUAUUGUACAAUAACGACUCUCGUAAUAAAACAAGUACCUUCAAUGAG
Molecule: messenger RNA, 5624 nt
Organism: Nasonia vitripennis (jewel wasp)
Lineage: Eukaryota; Metazoa; Arthropoda; Insecta; Hymenoptera; Pteromalidae
Gene: side
Product: muscle M-line assembly protein unc-89
Exons: 13
Coding region: 1925-4339 (804 amino acids)
Molecular function (GO): protein binding
Source: RefSeq, a predicted model, not a curated record